Messenger RNA from Erinaceus europaeus (western European hedgehog), 2010 nucleotides. RefSeq names its product protein kinase AMP-activated non-catalytic subunit gamma 3 (gene PRKAG3). Bases 14 to 1444 code for a protein of 476 amino acids. NCBI's taxonomy places the organism in Eukaryota, Metazoa, Chordata, Mammalia, Eulipotyphla, Erinaceidae. The record is from RefSeq and is a predicted model, not a curated record. The transcript has 14 exons.
CUGGGCUGGCUGCAUGGAGCCGGAGCUUGGGCCCACACCACACAGGACCCCAUCCUGGAGCAGCCUCGGGAAAACCCAGCAGCAAGAAAUGAGCAUCCUAGAGCAAGGAGAGAGCAACUCCUGGCCCUCCCUGACCAUAACCAUGAGCUCACAAAGAAGCCCUGGGAAACUAGGAGGCAAAGCCUUGAGGUGGACAAGGCAGGAGGCAGUGGAGGAGGAAGAGGACCUGCCAGACCUGGGGGACGGUCCCCAGUCUAGGCCAGCUGCUGAGUCCACAAGGCUAGACGCAACAUUACCCAUGGCUACGCCCUUGGCCCAGGCUGCUCCCCAGAUCAGCAAGGGCACCCCACCGCCAGAGUGGGACUUCCUCCCAUCUGACUGUGCAGACCCCCAGGUCUCGGUAACCUGGCAGGAUGAGCUCGAAGGCCUGGAACCUGGGAGGCCCUCUCCGUGUCCAUCACCACUGGCCCCGCUCCCCAGGCCAGGCUGGGAUGAUGAGCUUCAGAAGCCAGAGGCCCAGGUGUACAUGCAUUUCAUGCAGGAGCACAGCUGCUAUGACGCCAUGGCCACCAGCUCCAAGCUGGUCAUCUUCGACACCACACUGGAGAUCAAGAAGGCCUUCUUCGCCAUGGUGGCCAAUGGCGUCCGGGCAGCCCCACUGUGGGACAGCAAGAAGCAGAGCUUUGUGGGAAUGCUGACCAUCACAGACUUCAUCUUGGUGCUGCACCGGUAUUACAGGUCCCCCCUGGUCCAGAUAUAUGAGAUUGAAGAGCACAAGAUUGAGACGUGGAGGGAGAUCUACCUUCAAGGCUGCUUCAAGCCCCUGGUCUCCAUCUCUCCCAGUGACAGCCUGUUUGAAGCCGUCUACACCCUCAUCAAGAACCGAAUCCACCGCCUGCCAGUCCUGGACCCCGUGUCGGGCGCCGUGCUCUACAUCCUCACCCACAAGCGGUUGCUCAAGUUCCUGCACAUCUUUGGCGCCCUGCUGCCCCGGCCCUCCUUCCUGUCCCGCACCAUCCAGGACCUGGGCAUCGGCACAUUCCGAGACCUGGCCGUGGUGCUGGAGACAGCGCCUGUCCUCACCGCAUUGGACAUCUUCGUGGACCGGCGCGUGUCUGCACUACCUGUGGUCAAUGAAGCCGGUCAAGUGGUGGGUCUCUACUCCCGCUUUGAUGUGAUUCACCUGGCCGCCCAGCAGACCUACAACCACCUGGAUAUGAGCGUUGGGGAUGCCCUGAGGCAGCGAACCCUGUGCCUGGAGGGGGUCAUCUCCUGCCGGCCCCACGAAAGCCUGGGGGAAGUCAUCGACCGCAUUGCCCAGGAGCAGGUGCACCGGCUAGUGCUUGUGGACGAGACUCAGCACCUCCUAGGGGUGGUGUCCCUCUCCGACAUCCUGCAGGCCCUGGUGCUCAGCCCCGCAGGCAUCGAUGCCCUCAGUGCCUGAGAGCAUCCAGACUCUCACUCCCAGGCUACCAGUCAGCAGCAGAGCCAAGGAUUCUCCGCCUUCCUCUCCCGCAUGCCCUUGGGCUGGGUCAGCUGGGAUUCAGGUGUGCUCCACCCUGCCUCAUCAGCCUCAGCACCAACCUCUCCAGGUCUUUCCACACCCCACCCCCACCCUUGCCCUGCCUGUGCUCCCAGGGCCCCCACCCCCCAGCCCAGGAAUGCCCUGUGCGCUGUGGAAUGAAGAACAGCUGACUGAGUCCAGAGAUUCCUGAGCCUGAGCCCCAGGGCCACCCACAUCACUCUCCCCCCACCUGCUCCAGAUUCCUCCUUCAGACAAUAGGAGCCACUGCCCUCCCCUGCUCCCCAAGUUGUCAUUUGGGGGUGCUGCUGGGAAACCCCGUGAGGCCGCAGUUGUUUCCAGAGUUGCUUGUGGGAGCGGGUUCAGGCCCCAUCUCCUCAGCCUGGGCGCAUAUCACCAGAGCUCUCUCUCCCCGCGGCUGAUGAUGGGCCUGUAUUUGCACCACUGAGGACGAGUGACCGCAAAAACAAAAAGAUCAAGGAAAUUGG